Messenger RNA from Penicillium daleae, 888 nucleotides. RefSeq names its product alpha/beta fold hydrolase. Bases 1 to 888 code for a protein of 295 amino acids. NCBI's taxonomy places the organism in Eukaryota, Fungi, Ascomycota, Eurotiomycetes, Eurotiales, Aspergillaceae. Gene Ontology annotation, molecular function: catalytic activity. The transcript is spliced from 3 exons. The record is from RefSeq and is a predicted model, not a curated record.
AUGGUAAACACCAAGACCCUCCGCGUGCCCCAUCUGGGAGGGAUUGAUGCAGCAUACCAAAUGCCUCGCGAGUAUGAUCCUGCCAAGCCGACCGUCGUCAUGAUCAAUGCCUUUACCAUGUCCUCCGAGCUUUACCGCGCCCAGUUUGACGAUGCAGAAUUGGCCGACCAUAUGAAUUUGGUUGCGAUCGAGCUCCUGGGCCAUGGACAGACGCGCACGGCUCGGGAACAUUGGACCUACUGGGACACUGCGGAGAUGAAUCUGCAGGUGUUGGAGGCUCUCCAGAUUGAUCGUGCAUUCGUUCUGGGAACCAGCCAGGGUGGCUGGGUCGCGGUGCAAAUGGUUUUGCUGCGCCCCGACAAGAUUUUGGGGAUCAUCCCGAUGGGAACAUCCAUGGACAGUGAAUCGGAACGAACCCGCCAGCUAGACUGCUGGGAUGGCCCGGUCAUCGUAUCCGGGUUUGUGAAACAAUGGGCAAGCAGCGAGGUGACGCCGGAAUUCGAGCCUGACGAUACGUACUGCGAUGCGGUGAUUGGUAUUGGGCUGAACCAACUCGCGCCAGGGGUGCGAGAGUUCUGGCACAGAACGCUCAAGUCCACCUACCAUGGAGAGGAGGGUCGCCGACGCAUCCGCAUGGCGGCCAUUAAUUUGGCAGAGCGUGGAGGGCUGCAUCUCCGACUCUCUGACAUCCAGUGUCCCGUUCUAUGGCUGCAUGGCACCAAAGAUGCGGUCUACAGUAUUGCCAAUGCCAGCGAAGAAAUCCAGCUAUUCACACGCUCACCAUCUGCAACCUUGGUCCCGGUGGAGGGAGGAGCGCACUUCCUGAAUGCUUCACACCCACGGGAGGUGAAUGCUGCCCUGUUGAAGUUUGUGAAUCAGCACCACUGA